This is a messenger RNA of Cebus imitator (Panamanian white-faced capuchin), 2321 nucleotides long. RefSeq names its product NOP2/Sun RNA methyltransferase 5 (gene NSUN5). The record is from RefSeq and is a predicted model, not a curated record. Gene Ontology annotation, molecular function: methyltransferase activity. Gene Ontology annotation, cellular component: nucleolus. NCBI's taxonomy places the organism in Eukaryota, Metazoa, Chordata, Mammalia, Primates, Cebidae. Gene Ontology annotation, biological process: rRNA base methylation. The coding region runs from base 45 to 1445 and encodes 466 amino acids. The transcript has 10 exons.
AGCCGCGUGCGCUUUGCGACAGAGCCGUAAAGGUGCGCGGAACUAUGGCGGUGUACGCUGCUGCGGCAGGCGUCCUGGCAGGCGUGGAGAGCCGCCAGGGCUCCAUCAAGGGGCUGGUGUACUCCAGCAACUUCCAGAACGUGAAGCAGCUUUACGCACUGGUGUGCGAGACGCAGCGCUACUCCGCGGUGCUGGACGCGGUGAUUGCCAGCGCCGGCCUCCUCCGCGCGGAGAAGAAGCUGCGGCCGCACCUGGCCAAGGUGCUAGUGUAUGAGCUGUUGUUGGGGAAGGGCUUUCGAGGCGGUGGGGGCCGAUGGAAGGCUCUGUUGGGCCGGCACCAAGCAAGGCUCAAGGCUGAGUUGGCUCGGCUCAAGGUUCAUCGGGGUGUGAGCCGGAAUGAGGACCUGCUGGAAGUGGGAUCCAGGCCUGGUCCAGCCUCCCAGCUGCCUCGAUUUGUCCGUGUCAACACUCUCAAGACCUGCUCCGAUGAUGUAGUUGAUUAUUUCAAGAGAAAAGGUUUCUCCUAUCAGGGUCGGGCUUCCAGCGUUGACGACCUCCGAGCCCUCAAGGGGAAGCAUUUUCUCCUGGACCCUUUGGUGCCGGAGUUGCUGGUGUUUCCCGCCCAGACAGAUCUACAUGAACACCCACUGUACCGGGCUGGGCACCUCAUUCUGCAGGACAGGGCCAGCUGUCUCCCAGCCAUGCUGCUGGACCCUCCGCCAGGCUCCCACGUCAUUGAUGCAUGUGCUGCCCCGGGCAAUAAGACCAGUCACUUGGCUGCUCUUCUGAAGAACCAAGGGAAGGUCUUUGCCUUUGACCUGGAUGCCAAGCGGCUGGCGUCCAUGGCUACUCUGCUGGCCCGGGCCGGCGUCUCCUGCUGUGAGCUGGCUGAGGAGGACUUCCUGGCGGUCUCCCCUUCAGAUCCGCGCUACAGUCAGGUCCGCUACAUCCUGCUGGAUCCUUCCUGCAGUGGCUCGGGUAUGCUGAGCAGACAGCUGGAGGAGCCUGGUGCAUGCACACCUCGCCCGGCGCGCCUGCAUGCGCUGGCAGGGUUCCAGCAGCGAGCCUUGUGCCACGCGCUCACUUUCCCCUCCCUGCAGCGGCUCGUCUACUCUACGUGCUCCCUUUGCCAGGAGGAGAAUGAAGAUGUGGUGCGAGACGCCCUGCAGCAGAACCUGGGCGCCUUCAGGCUAGCUCCUGUCCUGCCUACCUGGCCCCACCGAGGCCUGAGCAGGUUCCCAGGUGCGGAGCACUGCCUACGGGCCUCCCCAGAGACCACACUCAGUGGUGGCUUCUUCGUUGCUGUAAUUGAACGGGCUGAGGCACCGAGCUCAGCCUCACAGGUUGAAGCAUCGGCGCCAGAAUGCACACCCGGCCCAGCCCCAAAGAGAAAGAAAAGACGGCGACAAGCCACAGCUGGUGCUUACACGCUGCCUGGCACAUAGCAGGGGCUCCGGGCUGCCUCCUUCCUGGUGGGAAAGGAAGACGCCUGUCCUCUCCAUGGAGGGCCCUGGGCCUCACCGCAGGCAGCAGAUAGGCUACUGGGUCCCUGCCUUGGGCUGUGUUCUUGCUAGCGAGAAGUGUUGCCCACAGAAAUAAAACGCAGAGCGUGUUCUAUGAUAGAUCACAGUUUUUAUUCUUAGUGACAUAAGCAGGAGAAAAAUCUCACAUUCAUACUAAAAAUUCCAGCUAGACUCAACAGGAAUGAAGUCUUUAUCUGUAAGGAAAGUUCCAGCCUCCCACUCCUGUCCAGUGUACAUACUGUACACAUCCACAUUCACGCUCGGGGUUCCCGGACUGGCUGGCCUGCCUGUGGAACUGAGGUAAACUAGCUCAGGUACUGAAACUAGAGGGUCUACCUUAUGUAAGGUGCAGGUGGAAGCUUGAUUUCUAGGCCUGGGCCCACCCCGACCCUCCAGUCCUAACAGGUAUUUGGGCUUAAGGUUCGCUCCCCCCUCAGCUGCACACACAGCCAGGCAUGAACAAGGAUCAGAGCUGUUCUGAGGGCUGGCAGGAGCGUCCCUGCCACCGAACACUCACCCUCAGUCACCACGGGGAGGGGCCACCGGUUACAUCUACAUCACAUUAUUUAUAAAAUAAGAAUUACAGUUUAUAUAACGUGGCCAGAAGGGGCUCAAGUCCCUCAGAAAGCUGCCUGGGACAGCAUCUGAGCCUCUUCUUCACACAGGCAUAACUUAACUAUACAGCUAAUUCCUAGUCAAUAGCAUUUAUACUUAACCACCUCAAUGAACCAAGCUUGAAGGAAUUUAAAAGGCAAUUUAGCUUAAAUAUAAAAAUAAAUUUUUGUUAAAAAAUGUUUA